Molecule: messenger RNA, 1171 nt
Organism: Prunus mume (Japanese apricot)
Lineage: Eukaryota; Viridiplantae; Streptophyta; Magnoliopsida; Rosales; Rosaceae
Source: RefSeq, a predicted model, not a curated record
GUUCACGGAGUUUUCUGUUGCCACAACCCCUUCAAAAAACAUUUUUAAAGAAAACCCCAUACAGAAAAAGAAUACAAGAGGGAAAUGGAGCUAGCAUCAAAAUCAAUGAUUUCAAAUUCCAAAUUCUCCAUACUAAAUCCAAGAAUCCCAAGUAGUAGAACCCAGAUUGCUUCUUCGGUAAAAUUUCCCACUACCCUAAUCAAGAAAAACACAGAGGCUAGCUCUGGAGCCACAAUGCCAACCAUGUCUGAGAUAUUGGCCUCAUCAAGAGCCCAAAACCUUGACCUUCAGCUCCAAACUCUAGGACCCUUUUUCAGAAUCACAGCCAAGAGCUUGGAGACACAGAAGGAGCUUGGCAAGGCUGAGGGACUGAUAAGGUUCUGGCUUAGUGGGAAAAUCCUUCACUUGGAGUCAAUCAGAUUACAGAGAGAGACACUGGGGAUGGAGAAGUCAAUCUUUGGCAUUGGCUUGUUCAUUGGAGCUGUUGCCAUUCGAUACGGCUACGAUUGUGGUUGCAGAACAGCUGAGUUGCUUGCCAUCAAUGACUCUGACAUUUUCCACCACAAGCUUGUCAGGUUCUAUUCAAGAAUCGGAUUCAAGGCUGUGCAUGAAGUAACUGGUUCGACGAUUGGAGACUAUGCCCACAUGUUGGUCUGGGGAGGAAUUGGGACCCGAAUGGAUGCCAGUGUUGAAGAACUACUGAUCAAAUGGUGCACCAGGUUCAAAUCUGGAAAGUGAUUCGACCACAAUCGAUUGUUUGAGUUAUUUCUAAUGCAUGCAAAUUGCUGAAUGUGAUGGCUGGAACUCUGUACUGAAAUGGAAGUGCUGUCUGAGCAAUAAACAUCAGUUUUCUUGAGUUGGUGUAUUGGUCUGAAGCAGAAGCACUGUUUUAGCCCCUUGGCUUCCAUGUAGCCUAACUGGAUGAGAAUAUUUUUGUGUUUCCCGGAGCUUCUCCUGCCGUUCAAUUCUGGGCUUGAACUAGAUAAUCAGACAACAAAGAAAAACUGGGUGCUCUAAAGUACUUGUAUGAUGGCGCCAAGGCUCACAUGAGGGGUACAAUAAGUUCCAAGCCACUGGCGAUGCAAAAGUAGUUUAGAUUUGAUUACCUACAGAAUUAUUGAAGCAUCAGAAUUGAGACUCUUCAUGUAAAUGCCUGCACUGCACUUGGAGA